This is a messenger RNA of Hemiscyllium ocellatum (epaulette shark), 2366 nucleotides long. Its product is annotated as regulator of G-protein signaling 17-like. The transcript has 6 exons. Lineage: Eukaryota; Metazoa; Chordata; Chondrichthyes; Orectolobiformes; Hemiscylliidae. The coding region runs from base 70 to 738 and encodes 222 amino acids. The record is from RefSeq and is a predicted model, not a curated record.
AGUUGUGAAAACAUUCAGGCUUGUACCAACGAAUGGCAAGUAGUAUUGCCAUCACACAAGUGUCAGUGUAUGGGAUCUGAAGGAAUAGAUAUGGGGAAGAGAGCAGAAACGAGAAGUGAAGGAGAUGGCACCGAUCCACAAGCAUCGCCCAACCAGCGGCCAAACACGUGCUGCUUCUGCUGGUGCUGCUGCUGCAGUUGUUCCUGUCUCUCUGCCAGGAAAGAAGAGCGUGAGGAGACAGCAGGAAGACCCACUGAAGAAACAAAGAUGGAGAGCACUGAUGUAAAUGUUGAAGAAUGUGGAAGAGGUACCAGUCAAGAGAUCACAUCCUGGACACAGGGUUUUGACAAGGUGAUGAGGACUGAAGCUGGCAGGAACAUUUUCCGUGAGUUCCUGAGGUCAGAGUACAGCGAGGAGAACAUGCUCUUUUGGCUGGCAUGUGAAGAUUUCAAAAAGGAAAAGAACUCAAAGGCAGUUGCAGAAAGAGCAAGGACAAUAUAUGAAGACUACAUUUCAAUACUGUCUCCAAGAGAGGUGAGUCUUGACUCUCGUGUGCGAGAAAUAGUCAACAGGAACUUGCUGAAUCCAUGCCCUCUUAUGUUUGAGGAUGCUCAGCUACAGAUAUACAGCCUCAUGCACAGGGACUCCUUCCCCAGGUUCUUGAACUCUGAGAUGUACAAGUCACUAAUUGAAAAGCCUAAGACUUCCCCUGACACCAGCCCUGAUGCUGAAAGCUAAGCUCGGACCUCCUGAAAGCACAAGGAAAAGGAACAGUGGCACUUGGAAACAGUUGUACACUCACACCUGUAUUGCACACUCCUAUAUUUGCACAACUUCCAUCACAUACAUAACAUGCUUACAUUACAAACAUUAGAUGUGUACAUUUAUAUAGUCACAUUAACAUGAGAGCAAAUAUACACAGUUAUACACGUAAACACAUGCAUAGUUAUUCAACAACAUACCUGCAUGCAUUCAUGAAAGCACAGUUACUCCAGCAUAUAAGUAUACAUUCCCAAACAUUUAAACCUACAGUUGCUGCCACCUUGUAUUAAGACAUUAUCCACUUGUGUACACAUACCAAUACAUGCACACAUACAUACACAGACACACAUACACAGACACACACGUGCAGAAAUAAUAAUGAUUAAAGCAGUGUAAAGCUCUGUAGCUUGCUUGCUGGAGAUCCCUGUUUAGCUUUACUCAGGCUGUGGUGACUAACUGAAUAUGGAGUUCACCUUUAAAAGAAAUAUAUACAUAUAAAAUGAUCGGAAUAAAGGUUUUGUUCACUGCCUCGGUUACAAACACAAACAAAAGCCAAGAAUGUUUGUUCAUGUUUUUUUAAGAAAAGAUGUUUUGCUAUUUGCUGAGACUUGAUUCUUGUUCCCUGUAGCAGCAACAUGCCAAGUUGGUCGCUGGUAGAAUAGGUGACAAAAUGCCUGCAAUAUCCCCAAACAUUGAUCGGAGCGAGUGAACACUGCCAUGGUGGGGAGUUGGGAGGGGUGUAUGGAGUUAGGGAGGGGGGUAAGCAAGUGGCCCCAAAGAACAUUUGCCUGCUCAGAGUGCAGAAGAUGUAGCAGUGUGACACUGUCUCCUGAGGCAGCUGCAGGCAAGAUUAGAAAUGUUAGUCUCUCUUUCCUUACAGCAGGAUACUGAUGGCAGGAUUUCAUAAAAUUUAAUAAGCACAAAAAAUUAAAGGGUACAACUUUAUUAGGGAGAAUGAGAUUCAAGUUUCCAGUGUCAGUAAUUCUGAUCGUUUUGAGAGAUAGAGAACCAUAUUUAUUUAUCUCGAUAGAAACUGCAAUUAUUUAAUAUGUGUGUGCAUGUGUGAGUAAAAGCUCGGGGAUCUCUGUUACCUUUUUUUUGUGGUCAGUGAAUGUUUCAUUCCUCUGAUUUAACUCUAUCUGUCUCCCUAACACGGCCAGAAAUCUGUUUUGUUUCAUUGUGAAACGUGACUUCGCUUGUGGCAGCUGACAGGUGUAGAUAGGGUGGGACUUGUAGCUUCAGAUCCUCAGAAACUAUAGCAGGGGUCUCCAAACCAAAGCAGAGUCUCCCGAUAAAGUGGGGCCAUAUCUUUAGCAAGAUCCAGUAAGGGCAGGGGGAGGUAGGUUAAGCUACACUGUGCAAUUUCAGUGAUUUAUAGUGAGCAUAAUUGGAAGGGAAAUUUGCCCAGUCUACACCAUUCUGCUCAGGAUAUGUGCUGCAUUAAAAUCCUACCCGUAUUUAAAAUGGGUCGCUGAGAGAUGCUACAGGAUGAUGUAUUAAAUUGCUAGCUGAGGUUUCUAGGUUAAGCUGUGUUUUUUGCUUGUUCAUUUCUUAAAAUCGUUGUAUGUAAUUUUCACACUUUAUAAUUAAAAAAAUACAGUUCA